AUGCGGGAUCUCGAGAUCUGCGUGGUUCGCCGGGAUUCGCUGAAGGACCUCUACCGCGCGCGGAUUCGGGUGGAUUGCGUGCACCCCUUGGAGCUCGGGCUGACUUUUGCGCAGUUUCAGCCCGAGCUCGACCCCGACGACGCCUUCCCCGCGGCGGAGGGCCGAUCGUCGGGCGAAUCGAAUCCAUCGCCGCGCCUGCCCCCCGCCCGCGCUUCACCGCCGGAGAAAGACGGGGGAUCGCCCAACCAUCCCCCCAACGCCUCCUUCGCCGAGCCCGACGCCGCGCUCUACCCGCCGGAGGGGACGGUGUUCUUUAUUAUUGCCGCCGAUACCAUCAUCCGCGGCAUCCCGUCCGACGCGGACGAUCAUGUGGCCUUUUUGCUCCAAAAGGGCGAUUUUGAGGCGGCCUACCGCUAUGCCCUCCGCCAUCCCCUCCGGCGCCAUUCCUUCAAGGAUAUCUUUCGCCAAUUGUUGGAGUCGUACAUGGCGAACGACCAGCUCGACAAGGUCGCGGUGCUUUUGCCCUCUUUUAUUGGGGAUAAUUUGUCCGAGUGGGAGCGCUGGAUCUACUGCUUUGACCAACGCGGGGAGUCGUGGAAGUUGGUGGAUGUGGUGCCCAACUACACCUUCGACGACGGCGAACCCCUCUCGCGGCCCCCGAAGGCGAUCGCGCAUUACCAUUCCCUGCAGGAUCUCGCCAUCGCGGAGUCCGUCGCGGCGUCGGACGACUCCCGCGAGGCGGCGGGGGGGGCGGACCCCCCCGCGGUCGUUCCUCUCGCCGCCUCCCUGCGCUCCUCCAUCGGCAAGGCGUACUACGAUCUAAUCCUGAUUCGCUGCCUGGAGCGGGAUUCGGUGUUGUUUAACGGCGCCGUGCAUCAUUUUCACGGGCUUUUUAACCUCCCGAUCGUCCUUCGCGCGGCGGAAAUUCAGUACGAGGGGGCGUGCGAACAAAAGGCCGGCGAGGCCGCCUCCCCUCGCCACACCCGCGCCCUCGGGGAGGCCUACGCUUUUCUCCUGCAACACCAGGGCCGGGACGGGGAGGCCCUGCGGGUGCUUUUGCGCGUCUCCCACGGCGACGAGGUGGUUCGAUUUAUUCGCGAGGCCAAGGUCUUCCCGACGGCCCUGGAGAUCCUGCCGGAGCUCUUUUCGCGCGGGGUGGAGGCCACUGUGGGGCUUUUGCUCGACCACGCCCGGGCCCUUCACGGGGUCGCCGGGGAGGAUGCGCUCGGGCCGGAGGCCGUUGUGGGCCGCCUCGCGGGCUGCGAGCGGCGCUUUCUUUGGCUCUAUUUACACGCCUUGCGGGAAUCCAACCCCCCGGCCUUCGCCGCCGUCGCCAAACGCCACGCGCAGCUCAUCGCGACGUUGUACAUCGCCUUCGACCGCGCGGAGCUUUUGCCGUUUUUGCGCGAGAUGUGCAUGUACGUCGAGCGGGUGAAGGAUAUCUGCGCACUCUGCAAGAAAUACCACCUGCUCGAGGAGAUGGUCUUUUUGAUGGCCCGAAUCGGGCGUGGGGAGGAGGGCUUGCGGGUCAUUGUCAAGCAGAUGUAUAAUAUCCAAAAAGCCGUCCAGUUCAUCGUCGAGGUCCCGUCAAAAGAGGACCAGACAGUUCUUUUUAGACGGCUGGUGGAGUUGGUGGUGGAGUAUAACGCCUCGCUGCCGGUGAACGCGGCGGGGCAGCGCUAUAUUCUGCACGACUGUCAGCCGGAGGAUACCUACACGACCAUCGCCCGGCAGUACGAUAUCGAUGUGGAUAUUUUACGCCGGGCAAAUCGCCCACCUGACGAUCCUCCGGUGGAUUCCAUAAUCGCCCAUCCCGCGGCGAAUUCGAACCCAACAAUGGCGAAUCGAAAGGAAGGUGAUUUACCUUACGCUGGGAUCGAUUCCACAAACGCCGUGGCGCCUCCCUUAACGUCGAAUCGUGACAUUACAUCCCAGGAUCGCACCAACCAAGAGGUGGUUCCAACCAACGAAGAGGAGAGUUUACCGCCAAACCCGUGUAUGGUUCCGUUGGAGUUAUUAUCCGCCCUGCUCCGCGCGGCGGGGGAUCCGGAGAUCUGCGCGAAUCACCCGGUUAUCGACGCCGGGUAUAUCAUCCGCAAACUCCCCUCUUCGGAGUACAUCGCGGAUGCCGGGAAAUCAAUCGCCGCCGUUGUGCGCAGCCGCUGUGAAAAUCGGGACUUUAUUUCUUCCGUUUUGCAGAUCACGAUGGCGGAUUUAAUUGGUUACCACAAGGAGCUUUUAACCCGGCAAACUGCCGCGUUGACUAUUCAACCGGGUAAUAGGCGGUGCGGGUUUUGCCGUGAAGAGGCCGCGAAGCAGGGGGUUGUGGUGUUUGGCUGCGGCCAUACCUAUCAUCCGGGCUGCGUCCUCAAGUAUUUAGCCGCUGAAGAUGUUUUGAAUACUGAGCUUUUUAAGAUCGACCUUGAUGACUUUUUUGCGCGUCCGAAGCAUUAUUCGAAGGCGCCAAAGGAUAUCCCUUAUUGUAGUUUAUGUGCGCAGUCUCGUGGUGGACUUCAGAGGUAG
This is a messenger RNA of Phytomonas sp. Hart1, 2523 nucleotides long. NCBI's taxonomy places the organism in Eukaryota, Euglenozoa, Kinetoplastea, Trypanosomatida, Trypanosomatidae. The record is from the annotation of a GenBank genome assembly.